GUCCAACUAUGAUGUAAAUACUUGUUUGAUUGAUCGGAUUGAAGGUGUAGUUUUAAUGCUGUCGCGUGGUAGAGGUAGCGGCCGCGGCGGUGGCUUGAGUGCCAAGCGCGGUGGAAGGGGAGGCAGAGGCGGCUCUGGCGGUUAUCAAGGUUACAGCGGACCGCCUGCUGAGGUUAUAGAGGCUGGAACCGUGAUUCAUGACUGCGAGGAGCAACUGUUGAUCAAAAGCAAGCUAUCAACUUGCGUACCAUAUUUUAAUGGUCGCAUCUUUUUGGCCAACAAGCAGGAAAUUGGCAAGGUUGAUGAGAUUCUAGGUCCGAUAAACGAAUACUUUUUUUCUGUAUCGCUGCUUGACGGUUUUAAGGCCAAGUCUUUUGCUAAGGAUUCUAUGGUGUACAUUGAUCCUCAGCAAACUUUACCGGUAUCAAGAUUCACCUCUAAAACUCCAUCAUCCCUCUUGGGGCAUAAGAAGCGUUCUGUCAUAAAAGACAAAUCCUUUAAACGUCCAGGUAUCGGUCGCGGUGGACGUGGCGGUUCAUUUGGUUUGGGCAGGGGUAAUUCUAUGUCCUUUAGGGGUACUAUGUCCCGUGGCAGGGGUAGCGGCUUCCGUGGUCGUGGCCAUUAAAACGCUGGCAACAUAUCGCUAUUUAAU
Messenger RNA from Babesia bovis T2Bo, 652 nucleotides. Its product is annotated as putative H/ACA ribonucleoprotein complex subunit GAR1. The transcript has 4 exons. Gene Ontology annotation, biological process: snoRNA guided rRNA pseudouridine synthesis; ribosome biogenesis. Lineage: Eukaryota; Apicomplexa; Aconoidasida; Piroplasmida; Babesiidae. Gene Ontology annotation, molecular function: box H/ACA snoRNA binding. Gene Ontology annotation, cellular component: box H/ACA snoRNP complex. The coding region runs from base 56 to 625 and encodes 189 amino acids. The record is from RefSeq and is a predicted model, not a curated record.